AUGUCUGGAUACCCCAAUGGAGACUGGCAUACCGCCAACGGCGGUGCCCUACCUUUUCGACCACCAACCGUUGACGAGGCACUUCCAUAUUCCCCAUUCACGUCAAUUGUACCCUUCUCUCCAGACGUUAUACCCUUCCCUGUAAACGAACCGCCGACACCUCCAACCACUCUCACUCCAGAUCAACAGGCAGCGGGAAGGAAGGCGGUGGGCAUUUUGAACGAGGAGAUCAGAGGGCCAGCCUCAACUGCACACCACCUGGAACAUACGUUGCGAGAGUUGCGCAAUUUGUUGGGAGACCCUCGCGAGAUGACUGAAUUUCACUUCAAGCCUACGACCCAGCUCGCUACGCCUCCGCCUGAUAGUCCUUCUAAAUCGGCCGAUGAGAGUACGCCAACCAGCCGUCCGAAGCUCAGCCCGUUCGCAAGCAUGCUCCUGAGGCAGACGGAUGUACAUUAUAAACCGGUAGGAACGCCGGCACCGCAACGUUCCAAAUCGAAACAAGAGCCACCGCGGCCACACGUCUCUACCGCUCCGCCUCGCCGACCUUCGCAACAAGCAACCCCCAAGCAAAACAUCACAUCCUACGAACAAAACAACGCGUUGGCAUAUCUAUCCAACACACCUGUCCCUUCUAGCACCAGCUCACAGUCUCGUUCCGGCCCUGCCGUGGUCAUCAAGCCUUCAAGUGCACCCAAACAUGAGUUCCGCUUGAUCGAAAAUGUGCCAUCUUCUCCUACCGAGACUCAAGCCCCAAACCUCGACUAUCUGGCCACUCUGCAACCGGCCGAAAGAGAAAAAGCUGAACAAAAGAUUCACAAGCUGCGAAAGCUUGUCGGCCAGUACCGUGAGGCCAAGGAUGAUCUUGAAAAUGAGCAUUUCGAAAAGAUCUCAACUCUGGACUCGGACAUAACUGUAAUGACGAGUGACGCUUUGAAAUUACUGUAUGAUAGGGUCAUGGCGGUAUAUGCUACAAAGUGUUUCUCGUCCGUGCCUGUGGAGACUAUCGUGCAGAUUCAUUCUCUUUGCGAUCCGUUGAUUGCCAUAUCGGACCAGGCCUCGCUGUUCACGGAGGAAGAGCUGGAUACAUGGACUAGAGAUCUAGCAACCGUAGAAUCAGGACUGAAGGCCGCUAGGCUCGCUUUGACCGCCAUGUUAGAGGGACCUCAAGAUCGUCGGACAACGUCCGAAGACCUCCUCACGGCGAUCAUCGGAGUGAUGAAACGCGUGCUGGAGUCUUGCAUCUUUCCGGUGCUGGCAGCAUCACGUAACCACUCCAUUUUUACGUAUGCGUCGGAUCACAGGCCAGAAAUUUCGACCGUCCUUCGACUCUGCACUAGUGUUGAAGAACUACUGGCCCAGACUGUCCGAAGAGUCACUCUACCUGACAGCGCCUUGAAUGCAGUGGAAUUUCUAGCACUCACCUUGCUUGUUCACCCAAACAGUGACUCCGAAAAGGACUCUGCGUUGGGCAUCCAGCAUUUCGAGAGGCUGCGUCGAGCUGCUAUGGACGUACUCGUCAAUAUUUUUGCGUUUCGCCCUGACCAUCAACAGUAUGUUCUCGAUGAAAUACUGAACAGCCUGGAGAAGCUACCGGACAAGGGUCCAAACACGAGACAAUUCAAGUCGGUGCGAGAGGAGCCUAUAAUGACGGUCUCCGCGAUCUUUAUGGAGUUCGUUCAGGUCGCCGCAACAAACACUCAAGAUCAACGCACGAAGGCGACUUCGGACCCCAGGGAGGAAGACUCUUCACAUGAGGACAAAUCUGAGAGCGAUAACGAAGAAGACCGCCCUGCCGUCCGGAAAAAUAGGGGCAGCAAGGCCAAUGCAUCAGCAGAGGCCACUGCUCGUCGACUGAUGCACACUUCUCAGCUCACUGCCCACAAAAUCGCCAGCAGGUUAACAGAAAGGGCAAAGAACGUGACCAAAUCUGGCGAGAAACCAUUUCGAAACUUGCUGGAUAUGUUUGUCGAUGACUUCUGCAAAGUCCUUGGCUCGCCUGAGUGGCCGGCAGCCAACCUCCUUUUGGUCCCGUUGUUCAACCUAAUGUACCAGCUCCGCGACGAUAAGGAGAAUCGAAACAUGGCUAUUUCUAUACUGGGAACUAUGGGUGGUGGCAUCCUGGACUUUAAAAAGCGCACUCGACAGCUGAGACGCGACAUUGACGUUUCGCAAUCCGAUCUCUCCGCUAAGCUAUAUCGGCUCACUGAAGAAAUACUGGAAGAUGACGGGACAGAGCUCAAAAAGAGCGACCUCCUUGCACUUAAUGACCCGUAUCGGAUGGUCGUUGAAUCUCUUCCCGAUUACCUCAAGGUCAACGACAACCCCGAAGAUCUACAUCUUCUGUCGGUGCGUGGAUGCUACGUUUCCUGUUGGCUGGACUCUAUAUCUCAAGUCAUCCUCAAAGAUAAGGAAGCAGCCGACGAUAAACUCAUCGUUGACUUGCGAAGGAAGGUGCAGUCUAUGGUGCUCGAACCCAAAUGGUCCUCUCAGGAGUACAAAUACAAAAACGUGUCCGAAUCACAAAGUCGCCUGGCGUCAGGUGCUGCUACCGUAAAGAACACUUUCUGCCGGUGCUACCCUAGCAUCGUUGCUGUCAUGUUCCAACAGGUCACGGGCGGCGGGGCCCAGCAAAAAACGAAUGCGAUAAGGAAUAUUGAUUCUUUCCUGACCAAAGACCCUCAUUCCAUUUCUGACAGACAUGUCAAUCUCUUGCUGAUAUCGAGAUGCUUGGAGUCAAAUCCUGCACUCGGGCAGCUUUGCAUGCCAAGCGUGCUACGAAUGACCACUGACACCCACAAUGAACCGAAGAAGAGGGCGAUCAACCUCUUGAAGACGUUUUACACAAGGUCUGAUUCACUGGAGACAAAAAUUCAGAUCGUCAUCGCCUUACUUCCUGCAUCGCAGGAUCACGAAAAGACGGUCGCGGACAUGGCACGGCAAGCGCUCGAGGAAGUCUGGUUAAAGGUCCUCGCAACGAAGCACAAUGGUGACGAGAACCGUCUGAAAUUACAACGUGUGGAACGCGUCUCCUUGAUCGUCCAGACUGUGCGGAGGACAAAGAAACUCCCAUCUACCAGUUCAACGCAAGCCUUGGAGAAAUUCUUUUCUACAGCUCUUGCGAAAGGCGCGCCCAACGCCUCCGUCAACUUCCAGAUUUGCAAGGAUCUGGUCGCAGAUCUUGUGGAGGGUGUGAUCAGCCCAGAUUCCAUGACCGCGGAUUAUACCCAGGAAGGUGGUCUGCAGACCCUGAGCAUCUUUGCCAGAGUCAGCCCGGAGAUGUUCACACUUGAUCAGAUUGAGCGACUUAAGCUCUACAUUAUCGACCCAAAGACUACAGAGGACAUCGAGAUACUGAACUCAACUGUUACAGUCUAUCGCUUCGUCAUUCCCCAUCUACCGGAUCUACCAACCAAAUUCGCGGAUGACGUAUGGAAAUUAUUGAAUGUCGCGAUAUCGAAACUGGCACGAGCGGCAGCAAAUGGCAACAUCUUGGGCAAAAAUACUCUUCUCGGAAUCGGCCAUUGCCUUUGGAUCAUGAAGGAUGUGCCAACUAAUGGACUUCCGAGACUGCUAGCCCUCAUUGGCUCCAUACUUGUCCAACUCUUGCAGGCUGCUGCACUGAGCGGCGACCCUUCUACGCAAGAAGUGCAAAAGGCGCGGAUCAUGUCAUGGCUGAUUAUCAUCGGCACUUUCGGCAAAGUCUGUGAUUGGAGUGGACAUGUCGCCCAGUUUCACACUUCGGUCGCAAAUUCGGCGAAGAAGAUUGUCGCCAGCAAGCCUGCAGGCGCAAAGCAACUGAAGAGUCUGCUCGACCCGAAAGGCAGUGAGCCGUCUGUUAUCCUAUUGGAGGCCGUACGCCCUUUCACCAAGCAGCCUUGGGACCUUGCCAUCCGCGAAAGCGCGAUGUGCGCUGUGGGCGAAGUGUGUCAAGGGAGCCCUACUCUAUUUCAACGCUCGGAUGUUGAUAGUACCUUCAAGGUGGUCUUCAAGAAUGAUAUAAACAGUCUGAAGCAGAUUGUUCUCACCCAAUUCCUCGAGUUCUUUUCCAAGAAAGAGGGUCAAUCUGAGGAAGACACUACCCCUGUUGGCGACAAUGCAACAAAUGGGAGUGGGCGUUUAGGCAUCACAUUCCGAGCGGGCGAUGGUCAGAUCCCGGUCACCUAUCUAGCACGCAAAUUCUUACAGGAGGUCAUCGAUAUUGCGCUGCAUAACGACAAUGAGCUCGCUCUCGUGGCCACGAAGAUCAUUGUCAGCGUGAGCAAGCAGGGCUUGGAUCAUCCUAAAGAGGUUGGGCCAGCCCUGAUUGCUAUAGGAUCCUCCCCAAACCCGCUGGUAUCCGUAGUCGCCGCCCACGAACACAAGUCGAUCCAUAGCAAGCAUGAAUCUGUGUUUGAGAAAGAGUAUAUGGUGGCCAUCAAAAUGUCCUUCCAGUACCAGCAAGACGUUUUCCAGGACCCGCAUGGGAUGACCAAGCCGCCAGACUGUAAACCUAAAUUGGCACAUGUCUUCAAUGUCAUGAAGGACGGCAGCCGGAAGACACUCAAACGGUUCAUUGACAAUCUCUCCAAGCUCAUUGACUUUAAGCUUUCUGAUCUUGUUGAUCCCGCGGCAAGUCUCGAUGCUUUGCUACUCGCUCGAUUCUGCCUUGAGAAUCUUGCCUUGUUCGACGUAGCAAAGGUGGAGGACGUAUCCCUCAUCAUCACUGCCCUGGAGAGCAUUGUGCUGAAGAACACUGGCCCCUCAGUCGGUGUUGCGAUCGAGACCGAGAUGCCGAAGAAGGACGUGCCAGUACCACAGCAACCGCAGCUGCUUCCUGAUGCUACCGGUAGUUUCAUGGUACCUGACGUGGCGAUGCAGGACGCUAUGCGAGACGACCAUGUAUCUGUCUCGGAUGAUCGUCUUUUGCAGAUCACACGUGCUUGCAUGAUUCUUCAGAUGAUGUGGGAAACCCGAUGCUUCGUCCGCAAAGCCUACAAUAUCAAGGCGAACCGCAUCUCCCCGAAGAUUUUCCAGAACAGCGCUGGGCGGAACAACCUGAUCAAGGGUGCAGAUUUGUGGGAGAAGUUUGCACACAUUUUCAAUGCUGUCGAAACCCGCCGCAGCAUGAUCGAUCAUUGCUACGAUUUUUCGGAACUACUAGAAGUGGACAGGGACUUCGCGGUAGGGGAUGAGGACGGUGAAGAUGAGGAUGGAAUGGGAUAUGCGACACCUGAGGAGAACGAUGAGCAGGGCAUGCCUGUGCCAACGAGCGGACGCGGACGGAAGAGGAAGACUUCGGCGAGUCUUACGAACACGCCGAAGAGGGCGAAGGGCAGGCCGUCAGGUAGCAAGAAUAAGAAGAGGAACUCGAAGACGCCCGAGUGGGAUGAUGGGGACUAG
Messenger RNA from Didymosphaeria variabile, 5382 nucleotides. RefSeq names its product Sister chromatid cohesion protein 2 (gene SCC2). Gene Ontology annotation, cellular component: Scc2-Scc4 cohesin loading complex. The transcript is spliced from 6 exons. Gene Ontology annotation, molecular function: chromatin binding. Bases 1 to 5382 code for a protein of 1793 amino acids. NCBI's taxonomy places the organism in Eukaryota, Fungi, Ascomycota, Dothideomycetes, Pleosporales, Didymosphaeriaceae. The record is from RefSeq and is a predicted model, not a curated record. Gene Ontology annotation, biological process: replication-born double-strand break repair via sister chromatid exchange; regulation of gene expression; establishment of mitotic sister chromatid cohesion.